CAUCUUGGAGUCCGGGCGGUGAGAGGCAGCCCAAAUCAAAAUCGGCUCCCUCAGCGGGGGGGGAGAUCAGAGGAAGCCCAAGUGAGAAUCGUCUCUCUCAAGGGGGGGGAGGUCAGAAGAUCAGAUGGACGAGCCCGCGACCGGGGCUACGGGGACGGCGACUUCGUCCAAGCUCAACGGAGGACGGUUCGAUUUCGACGACGGCGGGACUUUCCUCGGCGGCUGGGAGGACGGCAAAGCACACGGCCAUGGGGUCUGCACCGGCCCCAAGGGACAAGGCGCUUAUUCCGGCAGUUGGCAUUACGGCUUCGAAGUUUCGGGAGUCUACAUUUGGCCAAGUGGGAGUGCGUACGAGGGCCAGUGGCAAAACGGUAAAAGGCACGGUUUGGGCGUUGAGUCGAGGGGUCGAUGGAUGUACAGAGGAGAAUGGACCCAGGGUUUUAAAGGCCGUUACGGCGUCAGACAAUCUUCGACAAGUAAUGCCAAGUACGAAGGGACAUGGGCGAACGGUCUUCAGGACGGCUACGGCUCCGAAACCUACGCCGAUGGAGGCACUUACCAAGGACAGUGGCUGCGAGGUAUGCGGCACGGAUACGGAGUCAGGGCGUCCGCACCUUUCGGCCAGGCGUCCCAUUAUCGGCCUAACAAAUCGCUCAGGGCGUCACUCACGUCGCUGCGAAGCGUGGACGGUGCUGCAGGCGCAGGUGGUGCAGGCCCGGAAAACGCAGCAGCUGCUGAGAGGGACAGAAGAGUCGACGAUUCUCGGGGUGGCUUCGUUCUCAAGGCGAAGAGCGACGAAGCACCAGUCCGUCGAAGAUCCCUCGUAGAAAAAAGCAGCAAUAUCAAAAAGUCCAUACUCUCGGGGUUGAAAAUCCGAAAACAGAGGAGCACCGGUGAUCUUGAAAAACGUGGUACUUCCGGUGGAAGUAUUAGAAGUACAGGAAGCAGUGCGAGUUGGGUUAGUACAGAAUCUUCACAGAGCGGAGUCACCGGUUCGCUUCAUACCGAUUCCAACGCCAGCUUCGUCGUCGAGGAUGAACAUAUGGACGCUUCUGUAACAGAAACGUAUCUCGGCGAAUGGAAGAACGACAAAAGGUCGGGUUUUGGCAUCAGCGAGAGGUCCGAUGGUCUCAAGUACGAAGGAGAAUGGUUUAAUAACAAGAAAUACGGUUACGGUGUCACGACAUUCAGAGACGGCUCUAAAGAAGAAGGAAAGUACAAGAACAACGUCCUCAUCACCUCCCAGAAGAAAAAACACCUUUUCCUUAUAAGAUCCGCCAAGUUCAGGGAAAGGAUAGACGCGGCUGUGAACGCUGCACAACGUGCCUCAAAAAUUGCCCUUCAAAAAGCUGAUAUUGCUAUUUCAAGGACGGCGACUGCGAGAGGAAAGGCCGAACUUGCUGAUUUGUCGGCUGAGCACGCUAGAGAAGAUUUCGAAGUGGCACAAAACACGGCGAAGCAGUUUGCACCAGACUUCAUUCAGCCAGGUCUUGAAAAACUGCGAAACCGUGAAAUGCCAAGGUAUCGUCCUGAGGAUGUUCUACCAACAGCAGUGACGUCCCCUCCCAAAGUGGCUGUGAACUCUAUUCCAAACAAACAGCAACACGCCAGGAGUAGAGAAGGUAGUGUAACAAGCAGCCCAGCGUCUAAACCCACAUCGGCCACCACCGGCUACGAGACCAUGCAGACGAACGCGAUAGUCCACCAGCAGGACAACUACUAUCCGAACCACCAGCCGCCGCAGCCUCAACCGCAGUACACGCAGCAACAGCAACAAUACCAUCAAGAACAGCUACAGUUGCAACAGCAGUAUCAGCAGCAGUAUCAGAAUCAAGACGCAGCUACAUACCAACACGUAGUAACGCCGCCGACUCCGCUUCCUAGUAAUAAAGUGGAACGAGACGAUUUGCACAGCCGACAGACGAUACGAAGAAAUUCGAGGCAAGUGACCGGAGAGUCACCAUCGUAUAACUUCCAGCAAGCGAUGAGUGACCACUUUGACCACUAUAAACGGGCACCAAGUCGAGACGGGUCAGUCGACCGGUACGCCCGGGGCAGUUCGAGACUCUCCGGAGGCCCUUCUCGGCAACCGUCGAUAGACAAGACUCCAGCAGGAGAUACUGUUCUAUCGCCCCAGAAUGUCGCCGCCGUGCAAGCCGCUAUGUCCAGGGCGCCCAGCGUCGCAAGAGCACCAACGCCGAGUACUGGGAAUGGCUCGGUGGUCGGCGCACUCCCUCUCCCGAGGCAGACUUCGCCUUUCGUCGAAGAAGUUGCAGGGACGAGGAGACGCGGAGGGCAAGAGGUGGUACCUUCGAUUACUCAACCCAAAAGGACAGAAAGCCUUUACAUCGCUCCCAACAAAAAGGAACCUGCUGUUAAGGCUCCUCCAGUGAACGUGUCACUUCAAAGGAAAAAGAGUUUACCAGACGUCCAAGGUCUGCCAUCAGCAAUGGAGGCAAUGUCGAGGGAAGAAGUGUCUGUUCUCAGCUCAGCCAGAAGGGAAGAAGUCCGUCGAAUGCAAGAUGAGGCAGAGAAACUGCGCGCAAAUCCCCUGCUAUACCUUGUCAGCCCUCAUGUUAAGGAAUGGUUUUCAAGGCAGCAGCUUGUGAUGCUAGUUUUAUUCGUCAACAUAUCCCUCGCUAUAAUGUUCUUCAAGCUGCUAACGUAGUAGCAGGCCCUGCGUGGCCUUUGUCCACGGUUGCUAGCCUCUUCUGAAUGUGUCAAUUAGCGAAAUGUGAGGACUUGAUAUGUAUCCGGGUUAGAUGACAUCUUCAACCUCGGGAGUCUCUCAAUUUCAUAAAGAGGGCCACCAAUUGUCUUAAUUUCCAAAUUUAUUUUUCAUUUCUUUUGGCCCUCAGUACAUAAUUGACUCAUCAAAAUUCAUUGUUUAAUUGCAUAAGUUAAUUUAAUUUAAUUAUUGUGGUUUGUAGAAAUAUUAUUUAAAAAUAAACCAAGAGACUUGUGACCAAUUGGUCGUUGCCAUGCAAAGAAUUGAUUAAAAGGUGUAUUUCGUUUUUAGUUUUAAGUAUUUAGGGAAAUUAUAAAUUGAUUAUUUGAAAAAAAAAUUGUUCAAUUUCUUAUUCACCAUCAGCUGCACUUGAGAAAUAUGACAAUUUUUUACCUCUACAACCUCAAAGAUUUGUUAGUUAUUAAUUUAUCUUAACUGUACAUAGACAUAUAAUAAACCUGUCAAAAAUAAGAAACAUUGCUUUUGAAGAAAAAAAAAAUUGGGCCACCUUUCGUGCAAGAGGAUUGUUGAACCCUAAUAUUUGUGUUUCUGAAAAAUAAAAUUUAAAGAAUUGUG
Cimex lectularius (bed bug) is the source of this 3304-nucleotide messenger RNA. RefSeq names its product junctophilin-1. Gene Ontology annotation, cellular component: junctional membrane complex; endoplasmic reticulum membrane; plasma membrane. Bases 125 to 2668 code for a protein of 847 amino acids. The record is from RefSeq and is a predicted model, not a curated record. The transcript has 10 exons. NCBI's taxonomy places the organism in Eukaryota, Metazoa, Arthropoda, Insecta, Hemiptera, Cimicidae.